GUAUUUCUCAGACAUCUUCAAGACUAUCUCCCUGGUCAUUCAGUGUUGGAUCGGUGUGCUAUCAGGGAAAACCGAGAUCUCACCGCGGUUGUCGCUGACGAGCUCAAUACUCCAGUCCUGGAUGAAAUACAGGACUAUUUGCAUCUCAUCGCUCCUCGCCUACAUACCCGGAUCGAUUCCCUUCACAGAUAUCAGAUCAAGAAGAUGCGGAUAGUUAUUACCGAGGAUCCUGGCCUUCAUCUUAUCUGGUACUAUGACACCAUCUUCAUCAAACCUAUUGUGCCUCUUUUUCUCAGCUUCAUUAUGUGGACCGAUCGGUACUCAACAGCAACCUUGAGCUAUCAGUGCCAAUCAGCGCUUGGCUUUGUCCGCACGUAUGCGUUCCUGGUUCAGCAUCGUUCUGAUUUCGACAUUGCGCAAUCCCUGGGGCUCAUACCCCAAGAUAUCGACUACUCAAGCUUCCGCGCCUUCAUCAAGCCCUUUCGAUACCUCCCAGUCGGUGCUGUCUCACCACGAUAUGAGUUCGGACAAAUGCGCCUCACCCGGUUGAACUGGGCUGUGCGUCUGCUGCAACCGCGUUCAGUCGCUACGGGUGGUUGGGUUGCAAACAGACUGUACUAUCUGGAGUUGUAUACUCAGUCGGCCGACUAUUCACGUUCAUGGCUUCCUCCGCUGCUGUUUGCAUUCGCCGUUCUGUCGCUUAUGCUGUCGGCUAUGCAGGUCAUG
Messenger RNA from Trichoderma reesei QM6a, 726 nucleotides. RefSeq lists its product as uncharacterized. The annotation marks the transcript as partial. The record is from RefSeq and is a predicted model, not a curated record. NCBI's taxonomy places the organism in Eukaryota, Fungi, Ascomycota, Sordariomycetes, Hypocreales, Hypocreaceae. The transcript is spliced from 2 exons.